AAGGCCGAAAAGUUGGCUUUCGGCAACCGGAUGUAAACAAAGAAGAUGGCGGCUAAUCACAAAUCCUCAGACUUUGAUCAAAAUUGUUAUACAGCACUUUUAGGGUUAGCGGAGAGUUACAGAACGGUGUCAAAUAUAAGACAUUGUAUCCAUUGCUUAAAAUCUGUUUUUAAUCUCAGUCCGCCACCAUCUGUUGAAGCGCGGACACAUCUUCAACUUGGAAAUCUUUUACUGUCUCAUACCAAAAAUAUUGAUCUUGCAAGACAACAUUUAGAGAAAGCGUGGAGUUUAUCAUCAAGUCUUUCACAUCAUGAUGAUGUCAAGUUUGAGGCUGCUAGUGUCCUUGCUGCUAUGUAUGAAAAACAGGGACAGGCUGAUCUAGGUAAACCUAUAUUAUGUAAGGCCAAGGACAUCUCGCAACAGUCCCCAUUCUGGCAUUGUAGACUGCUGUUUCAACUAGCUCAAAUGCAUGCAUCAAAGAGAGAGUUUAAUGAAGCCUGUGUGUUGCUGGGUUCCGGGGCAGAAUAUGCUUCAUCAGCUAACUCUCAAUAUACAACACUCUUGUUUCUUCUUAGUAAAGGAAUGUUAUUGCUGAUUAACAGAGAUGCGCUACAGGUGAAUGAAACUCUAUCACGGGCUGGGUCUAUGAUAGAACAAUGGACUGGUCCCUCCGUACAAAAAGAAUCUCUUAAAGUUUUCUUUCUUGUCCUUCAAGUAUGCCAUUAUCUUACAGCAGGACAGGUGAAGAGUGUGAAGCCAGCAUUAAAACAACUUCAGCAGAGUAUACAGACUAUCACACAGUUACAUACUGAUGAAGAUCCAGUAGGUAGCAACCAAAUUGAUAUGUUUCAGUGGUUGCCAAAGGAGCACAUGUGUGUGUUAGUAUAUUUGGUGACAGUAAUGCAUUCUAUGCAAGCAGGUUAUAUGGACAAGGCACAGAAAUAUACAGAUAAAGCUCUUAUGCAGAUAGAAAAACUCAAAAUGUUAGAUGCCCACCCACUGCUGUCUUCCUUCCAGAUCAUGCUGUUAGAACAUAUUGUGAUGUGUCGGCUGAUCAUGGGUAACAAAACUACAGCCAUACAAGAGAUAUUUCAAGCUUGCCAUGUAUGUCAAUCACAACCAAGACUUUUUUCAACCCAUGGUUCACAGAUCCAUACUCUACUUGGUCUAUAUGCCAUGUCUGUGAACUGUAUGGAGGCGGCAGAAGCUCAGUUUCUAACAGCACUAAAGAAAUCAGAAAGUACAGACCUGUCAUUAUUCAUCAAUAUGAAUUUAGCCAUUGUAUUCCUACGCAUGGGAAGACAAGAUGAUUUUCUUGGACUUCUGGAGAAAAUUGAUCCAGAAAAAAUGGAACAGUCAAACUCACAUAGUUUGAAAGCAGCAGCAUAUUAUGUACAAGGACUGCAAACUUUCUUCCAGGCCAGAUACAAUGAAGCUAAACGUUACCUUCGUGAGACAUUAAAAAUGGCAAAUGCUGAAGAUUUAAAUAGACUGACAUCAUGUUCUCUGGUGUUGCUAGGACACAUUUUCUUGUCACUAGGCAACAGUAGGGAGUCAUUAAACAUGGUUACCCCAGCAAUGCAGCUGGCAGGUAAAAUACCUGACGUACAUGUACAAUUAUGGGCCUCAUCACUUCUCAAAGAUCUGUAUCAGAUGUCAGGUGACAAAGCAAAUGAGGAGGAAGGUUGUAGAUUACACACCAGUUUCUCUGCCUCACUUCUCAAAGAUCUCUUCCAGUCUACACAGCUGUCAGAACAUGGCCUUAUACAGUGGACAGAAGGACCUUGUCCAUUCCACUUGAAUACAUCAUCAGCCAAUGCUAUAAUGUGAACACAGAUUAUUGUAUAUAAACAGUUGCUUGGUGCCAUGAUAAACAGCCUUACAUACAACAUGAUUUACACCAAUAUAUCUUCAGUUGGGUGCUGAGCAUGAGGAUCAUAAUGCUAGUACAGUGUUACACAAUCAUACAACGUCCCAUUAUAUCAUUACAUACACCAUGUGCAAUAUUGUUGAACUUUUUUUACUAACAAUCUCUUCAGUGACUGUAGAUAAAAGAAAUCUAUAUGUUGAAUGAAUAAAUUAAUGGUUUUAUGAUUUUACUAGGCUGUUUUACUUUUUGUAUGUAUACACUGAUAGUGACUUUUAUAUGCCACUAAGACCAGCCUUUAUAUUGUUAACUCCCUAGUUGAAGCAAUUUUGAUAUGAGAAUAUAUUUUCUAAACAAUAGACACGUCUUAUUUUAUUAUUAGGUCAAGUGUAUUAUACAAAUUUAACAGAAAGAUAAAAAUAUUGUAAGAAGCAACUUGUCAAUGCCUGCCCUGAAAAAGUUUAUAUGAGCUGCGUCACGACAAAACCAACAUAGUGGGUUUGCGACCAGCAUGGAUCCAGACCAGCCUGUGCAUCCGCACAGUUUGAUCAGACAGUGCAGAUGCGCAGGCUGGUCUGGAUCCAUGCUGUUAGCUUACCAUCUCUAUUACAAGUAGAGAAACUGAUAGUGAACAGCAUAGAUCCUGAUCUGUCUGCGCGGAUGCGCCGGCUGGUCUGGAUCCAUGCUGGUCGCAAACGCACAAUGUUGGUUUUGUCGUGAAAAGGCCCAUAUUCUUUGAUAUAUUAUUGUUUUUAUAAUGGUUUAAUGACUUACUAUUCUUUUAUAAACUAAUUAAAUAAUAAAAUGUUACUAUCUGAUAUAUAUUUAAUAUGUAUUAAAUCAUCAUCAGACCAAUUCUAGUUUAGUAAAAAUAAAAUGAAAAUUAAGAUUAUUAAAUUGCAGCGAUGCAUGUACUAGUUCUAGAGGAUUAAAACAUUGUUUCUAAACCAGUCUUGUUCCCUUGUCAGCUGUCUUUUAAGAUUUUGAUGGUAUUGAAGAACAGGUCUCAAUUUUAGGGUUUUAUUUUUUGGGAGGGGGAGGGAGUUUAUGAACAGGUAUUAAUCUAGUAACAUGUUAAUUAAAACAAACCAUAUUUUUAAGCAAUUGAAGAACGCUAUACCAAAAAAUGUCAACCAGUGUUUAGAUUUGCUUACCUCCAGGUUACUGUUACUAUAUUUUGAUUGACAAUAUAUAAAAACUUUUCUCAACAGUCAUAAAUUGUCAAUUGUACAACAGCCUUAAACAUAUACAAGUACUAUACAACUGCCGUAAGCAUAAACUAUACUCGACUUACAGAUUGCAUGUUACAUUUUUAAUCUUGACCAAACUGUUCUUCAGUUUUAGGGAAAAUAUAAAACAUGUAUGUAUACAGUAGAUUGAAGAGGGAACAAAGCAAGUCAUGAAAGAUGGCACUAAUGUUGGUUGUUCUUGGUCUAUCUACAUUUUUGCUUGGAUAAAACCAGUAUCUGCCAGCAGGCUAAUGGGUAAUCAGUUAUGGAGUAGAAAUAUGCUGAUAAAUGACUAGUAGUCAAUCUUGUCAUAUUAUGUAAUAAUCAUGCAAGACUUCACAGUAAUUGUGAAUAUUGAAUUAUUAAUAAAUGUCUUGAACUUCAAUGUAUUUUUAGCUCACCUGUCAAAGUGACAGGGUGAGCUUUUGUGAUCGCUUUUCGUCCGUCGUCCGUCCGUCCGUCGUCCGUAAAUUUUUUUCUUUAAAUGACAUCUCCUCAUAAACCACUAAGCCAAUUUCAUCCAAACUUCACAGGAAUGUUCCUUUGGUGGUCACCUUUAAAAAUUGUUCAAAGAAUUUAAUUCCAUGCAGAACUCUGGUUGCCAUGGCAACCGAAAGAAAAAACUUUAAAUAUCUUCUUUUAAAAAACCAUAAGAGCUAGAGCUUAGAUAUUUGGCAUGAAACAUCUUCUAGUGAGUGUCUACCAAGUUUGUUCAAAUAAAAGCCCUGGGGUCAAAAUUGGCCCCGCCCCGGGGGGUCAUUGAUUUUCCCUAUAUGCAUAUAGUAAAAAGUUAAAAAAUCUUCUUUUAAAGAACCCAAAGAGCUAGAGCUAAGAUAUUUAGCAUGAAACAUGUUCUAAUGGGUGUCUAUCAAGUUUGUUCAAAUAAAAGCCCUGGGGUCAAAAUUGGCCCCGCCCCGGGGGUCUUUGAUUUUCCCUAUAUGCAUAUAGUAAAAACUUAAAAAAUCUUCUUUUAAAGAACUCAAAGAGCUAUGGCUAAGAUAUUGAGCAUCAAACAUGUCCUAAUAGGUGUCUACCAAGUUUGUUCAAAUAAAAGCCCUGGGGUCAAAAUUGGCACCGCCCCAGGGGGUCAAUGAUUUUCCCUAUAUGCAUAUAGUAAAAACUUAAAAAAUCUUCUUUUAAAGAACCAAAAGAGUUAGAGCUAAGAUAUUUAGCAUGAAACAUGUUCUAAUAAGUGUCUACCAAGUUUGUUCAAAUAAAAGCCCUGGGGUCAAAAUUGGCCCCGCCCCGGGGGGUCAUUGAUUUUCCCUAUAUGCAUAUAGUAAAAACUUAAAAAAUCUUCUUUUAAAGAACUCAAAGAGCUAUGGCUAAGAUAUUUAGCAUCAAACAUGUUCUAAUAGGUGUCUACCAAGUUUGUUCAAAUAAAAGCCCUGGGGUCAAAAUUGGCACCGCCCAGGGGGUCAUUGAUUUUCCUUAUAUGUGUAUUAUAGCAAAAACUUAAAAAUCUUCUUUGAAAAAACCCAAAUAGCUAGAGUUAAGAUAUUAAGCAUGAAACAUCUUUUAGUGAGUGUCUACAAAGUUUGUUUAAAUAAAAGACAUGGUGUCAAAAUUGGCCCCGCCCCGGGGGUCAUUGAUUUUCUUUAUAUGUGUAUAGCAAAAACUUGAAAUCUUCUUUGAAAAAACUCAAAUAGCUAGAGUUUAGAUAUUAAGCAUGAAACAUCUUCUAGUAAGUGUCUACAAAGUUUGUUCAAAUAAAAGCCCUGGGGUCAAAACUGGCCUGGCCCCAGGGGUGUCAUUGUUUUUAACUAUAUGUGUAUAGUAAAAACUUUAAAAAAAAUCUUUUUUUAAAAAGCCCAAUGAUGAGCUAGAGCUUAGAUGUUUAGCAUGAAACAUCUUCUUAUGGGUGUCUACCAAGUUUGUGCAAAUAAAAGCCCUUGGGUUAAAUUGGCCCUGCAACAUUGGGGGGGGGGGUUGGGGGGGCCUAUAUACAGGUGAGCGACCUCAGGGCCAUCAUGGCCCUCUUGUUAUAUUUUUUUUUGAAUUGAUUGUUAGAUCAUGUAGAGAUAAGUAGGUUUAAUUGUUACUAGUUUAUAAUGAUGAUGGAAAUGCAUGUUUCUAUCAAGCAUGUUUUAUAUUGAUGGGGACAUUUCUGUAAAGGUCAGGUUUUAAAUAACGCCACUCCAGUUUUAAGAUGUCUGUGGACUGGAAAAUUUUCUUUGAUAUUUUGUAUACCAUUUGAUGAUGUGUUAGACCAUUAACUUGUCUGCACAUUCCAGAUCAUCUGCUGGCACCGUUUUCCAAAAUACAUGUUAUCCCUUUACUGUGCAAAAUCACAUGAAACAACGCUUUUAACUCAAAUCGUGCUUGGAAUCUACUAGAUUAUAAAUAUUGAUUAAAUUAUGCGUUUUUUUUCUUUUUACAUAUUUUGUUUCCGUUUUAAGUUCUACAGUUGAUCUAAGUAUGAAUUUCAAAUUUUAUGUUUUAAGCUGUUGAAUCUAACAGAACAGGGUUCCUUUUACAAAAUUAAGUUUACAUAUCUUAAUUUAAUUUGAUGUAACAGCGUUGAAAAAUACCUGUUUUUGAGAAAUUUUGUAUGUACAUUAAUCUAAAAAGAAAUGUCAAAACGAUGAUCGCUUUGUUAAAAUGUUUAUGGAUUUUUUCUGACUUAGUGAAAGGUAAACAUUUUGCUGCAAGCAAAUGUAAUAUAUACAUUAUAUUAUAGCCAAUGAAUUAAUACCUAAUGUCAUGAAUGUUGCAGUCAUGUUUUUGUAUUGUAAUGUAAUAAAUGUAGUACAAUUGAUUAUGGAAUAAAGAUACACAAAAUCA
This is a messenger RNA of Ruditapes philippinarum (Manila clam), 5880 nucleotides long. Its product is annotated as MAU2 chromatid cohesion factor homolog. The coding region runs from base 46 to 1830 and encodes 594 amino acids. Gene Ontology annotation, molecular function: double-stranded DNA binding; protein binding. The transcript has 18 exons. Lineage: Eukaryota; Metazoa; Mollusca; Bivalvia; Venerida; Veneridae. The record is from RefSeq and is a predicted model, not a curated record. Gene Ontology annotation, cellular component: chromatin; SMC loading complex. Gene Ontology annotation, biological process: maintenance of mitotic sister chromatid cohesion; mitotic sister chromatid cohesion.